AUGGGACAACCAGGUGACCUGGUGGGUGCGGCGAGCCCGCUGGUGCACGCGGGCGGGGGCGGCGCGGCGGGCGCGGCGCUGCACGCGGCGGCCGAGCUGAUGCCGGCGCCGGCGCGCCGCUACAACGCUUACUACUUCCGCCAUCUCGUAGUCGCGCUGCGCCCCGUCGCCGUGCGCCUCGAGGAGAGGUUGAUCCUGGUGCUGUGGGCGUGGGCGGAGCAGUGGGGCGGAGACGCGCAGGCGGCCGAGCAGCCCGACGAGGUGGAGUACGAGACUCGGCGCGUGCUCACCGAGCUGACGGCGCUGCACGCCACGCGGUACUACUUCGCACUCAUCAAGCUCAUCCCCGGACAGAUCCGGCUGUCGAUGUACACGGCCAGCAAGCUGGAGCCUGCGCUGGGCGCGCUGAAGCAGCGGCUGGGCCUGACGCUGGUGCGGUUCGAGCACGCCGCCGUCGAGCUGGAGCCCUUCGUGCGCACUCACGUGUUCGACACGGCGGCCUGCCUCGCGCGACACGCCCUGCAACACUUCAAGGACGAGCUCAAGUGGCAGGCGGCCAAGAUCCUGGGCUCGGUGGACUUCCUGGGCAACCCGCUGGGCUUCAUGGCGGACGUGUCGGAGGGCGUGUCGGGCCUGCUGCUCGAGGGCAACGUGGGCGCGCUCGUCAAGAACGUCACCCACGGCAUCUCCAACUCGGCGGCCAAAGUCACAGAGUCCCUGGGCGACGGGCUGGAGCGCGUGGUGGGCGACGAGGCGCACGAGGAGACGCGGCGGCGCAUCCGCAGCGCGGCCGCCGGCGCACACCUCGCCGCCGGACUGCGCGGCCUCGGCCUCGGCCUGCUCGGUGGCAUGACGUCCCUGGUGAAACACAGCUACGAGGGCGCGACGCAGGAGGGGCUCGGCGGGUUCGUGAGCGGCGUGGGCAAGGGCCUCGUGGGCACCGUCACCAAGCCCGUCAUAGGCGUGCUGGACCUGGCGGCCGCGGCCGCGGCGGCGGUGCGGGAGUCGAGUGCGCGCGCGGGCCGGGCGGCGCCGGCGCGCACUCGCGAGCCCCGCCCGGCGCCGCACACGGCCGCACUGACGCGCUACUGCCCGGCGGCGGCGCGCGGGGCGCAGCUGCUGCACGCGCUGGCGCCCCCCGCCUCGCCCGCGCUGGUGCACCCCGAGCGCUUCCUAGCGUACCGGCCGGUGCGCGGUGCGCCGCACGACAUCCGCGCCCUGCUCACCGACACGCACCUCAGGAUCUUCACCUGCAAGCACGACACGCCGCAAAUCGUCAUGGAGACCCAUCUCAGCAACCUGGUGUCGUGCACGGCGGUGUACGCGGAGGGCGCGCACCUGGUGGAGCUGUGCGUGCGCGGUGCGGGUGCGGGUGCGGGCGCGGGCGCGGGCGAGGCGGUGCGGCGGCCGCGCGUGCAGUGCGACAGCGGCGAGCUGGCGACGUGGCUGGCGCGCUCGGCGGCGCACGCGCGUCAGCUGCACCGCGACCUGGCGCACACGCUGCUGCCGCAUCCCGACCUCGGCUGA
Messenger RNA from Papilio machaon (common yellow swallowtail), 1527 nucleotides. RefSeq names its product vacuolar protein sorting-associated protein 13D-like. The record is from RefSeq and is a predicted model, not a curated record. The transcript has 8 exons. Lineage: Eukaryota; Metazoa; Arthropoda; Insecta; Lepidoptera; Papilionidae. The coding region runs from base 1 to 1527 and encodes 508 amino acids. Gene Ontology annotation, biological process: protein targeting to vacuole; mitochondrion organization; protein retention in Golgi apparatus. Gene Ontology annotation, cellular component: extrinsic component of membrane.